Malania oleifera is the source of this 5530-nucleotide messenger RNA. Its product is annotated as protein STICHEL. The coding region runs from base 652 to 4605 and encodes 1317 amino acids. Gene Ontology annotation, molecular function: ATP binding; DNA binding; DNA-directed DNA polymerase activity. Gene Ontology annotation, biological process: DNA-templated DNA replication; DNA repair. Gene Ontology annotation, cellular component: DNA replication factor C complex; DNA polymerase III complex; nucleus. The record is from RefSeq and is a predicted model, not a curated record. Lineage: Eukaryota; Viridiplantae; Streptophyta; Magnoliopsida; Santalales; Ximeniaceae. The transcript has 7 exons.
UAAUAAAUAUUCUCUUUAUGCAUGAUUAGAGAAUUUUCCUUAAUACAUGCAAUAUUUAUUAUUACUAAUACAGAACAGAACAGUGAUUCUUCUGUAAAGGAGACGAUCCACGAAUGAUUAUAGUUUUUGAAAAUUAAUAUAUAUAUAUAUAUAUAUAUAUAUAUAUAUAUAUAUACUUUUUGUAUGUGUGUGUUUGUGUUUGUCUCUGUGGAAAGGAAGAAUUUGUUGGGAGGGAGUUUAGAUUUUCAAUGUUUUGGACCGAACACGCAAACAUUGUUUUGAAACGAAAAGAAAAGAAAAGAAAAAGAGAGACAGGGAGAUGAAAAAGAUUCAGUGAUUCACGAGGGCGCGCCAACCAGAAGCCCUAAAGUUGCGGUGGCCUUCUAUCUCUCGCUCUCUGCUUCACUGCUUCAUUUCAGGGAGGGAGUUCCAGGUGGGUUUGGCGAGUGUGAUGUGCCUGCUUCUGCUUUCAUCAACUUGAGAAUCUUCGAACGAGAAUGAAAAUGUGAGCCUGGCUUGCUUGGGAAAAGGAAAACUGUAAAUGAGGGUUCAUCCGUCGCUUUCUCUGCUUCUCGAAUCACACUUUUGAGCAUCACCCAUCAUUUCGAAUAUCGAAUCAUUCGUUCCUGUAUUAUCCUUAAAAGGGAGAAAAUGUCGUCAGAAGUGCGGGGCUGUAUCGGUGGCGGCGGCGGCGGUGGAGGGCUUGAUCCCAGCAAGCUUCAUCUGAAAAAAGAGCUCAACCAAAUCCGAAAGGCUGCUCGUGUUCUUCGAGAUCCCGGGACGACUUCUACUUGGAGGUCUCCUCUCACUUCCUCUUCUAGAUCUGUUGUUGCUGCUGCUGCCGCUGCUGUCCCUUCUUCUUCUUCCUCUGCUUGGAAACAGGGCGAGACUGAGAGCGCCCGACGACACAGUAAUGGGAAAACGCAGCAGCCUUCGCUUCGAAUCGACGGCAUUAGUAAUGUUACCAACAAAGAGAAGAGGGUGUUUCUCCACAAUUGGAGGAAUGGUUACAAAUCGUCCAGCGAUAGAAGCGCAAUGGCGGCUUCUGACAUCGAUGUUCCGGGCCGUAAUGACGACGCCGACGAUGGAUCUUCAGCUCCGGGGAGCCUGGAAGACAGCUUGAUCGAUGCUCUUAACGGAGGAGGAGAUUCAAAGAGCGAUACCUGUGUGGGGGACCGCCAUCAAUCCCUCGCUUUCAGAUGCAGAGACGCUAAUGUUGUCUCCUUGGGCACGCACUCCAUCAGGCGAACAACCAACACUAAGAAGAAACCCAAGAAGGGCCUCACUUCUUCCCCAAUGCUGAAACAAAAACAACAGAGAAAGCAACAGCAAAAACAGAUAGUUCACUCCUUGCAUUCGAGAAUGCUGCCAUUAGGUUCGAGCCGAGACGAAACCGCCAGUUUGAUUGAUCAAUCAGACGACACAGAAGAGUACUGCAAUUCUGAAGAUUUGCGGCGAAUAUCGGCAGCUUCUCCCUUGCUUUUGAAGCUCGGGAACAAAAAUUGGUCUCAUCCGUCCUCUAAAUUCCUGAGUAACCGCCGAAAAGAAGACUCGUCUUAUUCCUACAGCACCCCGGCAUUGUCAACCAGUUCUUAUAAUCAAUAUGGUAAUCGCAAUCCCAGCACUGUUGGGUCUUGGGAUGGUACUACAGCCUCAUUCAACGACGGGGAUGACGAGGUGGAUGAUCAUUUGGAUUUGCCCGGGCGCCAGGGCUGCGGAAUCCCUUGCUACUGGUCAAAGAGGACGCCCAAACAUAGAGGGCCAUGUAGAAGUUGUUACUCUCCGUCGUUCUCGGAUACUCUGAGGAGAAAAGGAAGUCGUAUCUUCUGUGGAAGCCAAAAUAUGUACCAUAGACGCCGUCGUUCCUUGUCUAACAACCGGAGAAUUGCUUCAAGGACUGCCCAGGGUGUUCUCCCGCUGCUGACCAAUAAUGCAGACGGCGGAGGAGGUUCGUCUAUGGGAAGUGGGCAUAGCGAUGAUGAGCUCUCGACGAACUUUGGGGAGCUUGAUUUGGAGGCUUUGAGUCGGUUGGAUGGGAGAAGGUGGUCGUCGAGCUGCAGAAGUCAAGAUGCAUUGGAGCUACAAGGUGGAGGAGGGGAAGAGGAAGGUACCCCGGAAAAUAUUAGGAGCUUGAGCCAGAAAUAUAGGCCCGUGUUCUUUGAUGAAUUAAUUGGGCAGAAUAUUGUGGUCCAAUCACUUAUGAAUGCUAUUUCAAGGGGAAGAAUUGCACCAGUUUAUCUUUUCCAGGGCCCCCGUGGGACUGGAAAAACUUCGACAGCUCGGAUAUUUGCAGCCGCUUUGAAUUGUCUGGCUACUGAAGAAACUAAGCCAUGUGGAGAAUGCAGGGAAUGCACUGAUUUUAUUUCUGGGAAGAGCAGGGAUCUUAAGGAAGUUGAUGGCACCAAUAAGAAGGCUAUUGAUCGGAUCAAGUGCCUCUUGAAAAACCUGUCUGUGGGGCCUCAAUCGGCCUUCUCACGAUACAAAGUUUUUGUUAUUGAUGAGUGUCAUUUGUUACCCUCUAAGACAUGGCUAGCAUUUCUCAAGUUUCUUGAAGAACCGCCGCCGAGAGUUGUGUUCAUUUUCAUAACAACUGAUCUUGACAGUGUGCCGCGCCCUAUACUCUCUCGGUGUCAAAAAUAUCUCUUUAACAAGAUCAAAGAUUGUGAUGUUGUAGCCAGGUUGAGGAAAAUUUCUGCCGAAGAGAAUCUGGACGUUGAGUUUGAUGCACUGGAUUUGAUUGCUUUGAAUGCAGAUGGUUCACUUCGAGAUGCAGAAACUAUGCUAGAUCAAUUGAGUUUGCUAGGAAAAAGAAUUACUACAUCUCUGGUGAACGAACUUGUAGGAGUUGUUUCAGAUGACAAAUUACUGGAACUUCUCGAGUUGGCCUUGUCAUCAGACACUGCAGAAACAGUGAAAAGAGCCAGGGAGUUGAUGGACUCUGGGGUUGAUCCAAUGGUAUUGAUGUCUCAAAUGGCCAGCCUCAUUAUGGAUCUCAUUGCUGGAACUUACCGCAUUGUUGAUAUGAAAUACAGUGACUCAUUUGUUGGAGGGCGAAGUUUGACUGAAACAGAAUUGGAGAGACUUAAAAAUGCUUUGAGGCUUCUAUCAGAGGCUGAGAAACAGCUGAGAGUUUCAAGUGAACGUUCUACAUGGUUCACAGCAAUGCUGCUACAGCUAGGAUCAGUCCCUUCAUCAGACUUCACUCAGUCUAGUAGCAGUAGGAGGCAGAGCUCUAAGACAACAGACGAUGAUCCAUCAAGUGCUUCUAGAGAAGCUGCUGCACAGAAGCAGAAGGCUGAUUCUCAAUGCAUGCCUCGGAAAUCAACUUCUUCUUCAUUGUCUCUACCAUAUCAUGGGAAUUAUACCCAUCAAGGGGAUUUAUUGUCACCAGCUGAUAAUUUCAGUUUCAAUUCCAGGCCGACGCACAGCCCAUUGGUUAAUGGCAGUGCUUCAGCUGCAUCAUAUGAUGAUUUUAUGGUUGGGAAUAUGAUAUUUAGAUGCAUAAACUCGGAAAAGUUGGUUGAUAUUUGGGGAAGAUGUAUUGAAAGGUGUCAUUCAAAGACCCUGAGGCAGCUGCUACAUGCACAUGGAAAGCUUGUGUCAAUCUCUGAAGUUGAAGGUAUUCUGGUUGCUUAUAUUGCAUUUAGGGAUGGAGAUAUUAAAUCCCGAGCAGAGAGGUUUCUGAGUAGUAUUACAGAUUCCAUCGAAACUGUUUUAAGAUGCAAUGUAGAGGUUAGGAUUAUCCUAUUGUCAGAUGGUGAGGCUUCUUUGACAGAUUUUCAGUUGCCAGAUAGAUCAGAUCUGAAGCAGAGGGAAUUGUCAACUAAUAGGGAAAGAAAGGAAAUUUGCAGUAAUGCUGGGUAUUCGGAUAUGGAUUUCCAUCAGGAUCCGAUUAAAUUGUCCAAAGGAAGUUUUAGUGAUGCAGCAGAUAAACUGAAAGCAGGAGCACGAGAUCAUUCUAAUUGUUCCCCUUCAUUGGUAGAUGGAACCUUUCAAGCUACCGCUGGAUCGCCCUUGUUGUCAGCUGAAGGGAGGACUGAUAUCAGAGAUAUGAAAGAGAGGAAACAGGAGAUACCAUUGCAGAGAAUAGAAUCUGUGAUUUCUGAGCAAAGGUUAGAAACAGCUUGGCUACAGGCUACAGAAAAAGGGACCCCAGUAUCAAUGGGUCGGUUGAAACCUGAGAAGAAUCAAGUCCUGCCUCAAGAUGGCAUGUGUCGUCAAAAUCAAAUGGAACCCAUGAAUUCAGUGGAUUUGUCAUCUGGGUACUGGGAAGAUGGAUUGAACCAUGACAUAAAAGUUUUGAAGAUUAAUGAUGGAAGGAUCCAGAAGGACCAAAUUGGUAAAAGGGUUGAUCAUUAUCCCAUAUCUCCGAGCUUAUUGCAUGACAGCAGCUUGGCGGGCAAUUUCAGCAAAGACAAUCUGGGAUACGAAUCUGGUUCAGGAACUGGAGGUUGCAGUGGGCUGUUCUGUUGGAAUAACACCAAACAUCAUAGAAAGGCAAAGGUUAACCAAGGUGCCACUGUUGAAUCACACAAAGCUGGGCGAUUUUUAUGGUUCGGGGAGUGUGGGAUAUCAAAGAAAACUGAAAAUAGAUUCAGAAAAUAAAGAGGAAAACCCAGGUGGUUGGAGUGUCUAAUUAGCUUUUAAGUGCCUUCAUGAUUUUUCUUCAUUUAGUUUUUUGCACCUUCGAAAUUCUGCAAGGAGAUGAUAUAGAGAGGGGUGUUGUAAAGAAAUUUUGGUGGGGCUUAGGGCUUCUGCAUUUUGUUUAAGAUCCAGAAAAUUUUGAUGGGAUCCCUGAUGUAAACAAGGGACAGUGAGAGGUUAUAUUAUCUGUAUCUUCCUUUUUCUCCCCAUUCAAAGUGGACUCGAGAGUAAAGCCUGUUUUGAUGAUUAUGAAGCCCUUGUUUGAUCGGGAAGAAAAUAAAAAUGAGAAUUACAUGGGGGAGUGAAAGGAAUGGAAUUGAAAUGCACAUGAAUUGAAGGCCUGCCUGUUACAAGGUUAUCUCUUACCAUGCAUUGUUUCGUAUCUUUUGGCAUGUAAUUUCCAUUUGAUGCUGCUGUAAGGGCACGUCAUAAUAGGAGAGGUCCACACGGGAAGUAAAAGUUGAGUGGGGUUCUCAUCUCCCUUUUGGGAAAAAGAUGUGUUUCCUUGAGAUUCUGAAAUGAUUAAAGAGCAUGUGUAGUAGUAACUCGGUAGAUCAGCUCAGCCUUGACUAAAGGCGGAAGCUAAAACGACGGUCUGAUAGAUUUUUUCCAUGCUGGUUGGGUUGGAAUGUUUGCUGGAUUAGAUGCAGAAGUGCGCGUGGAAGAAAUUUUGCUCCCAUUAAUCAUUAAUCAAUGCCUUUUAAUAUUCUUCUUUGUCUGCAGACUCCAUCAAAAACACUCAAAAUCUUCUCAGAUUUUUCAGUGGGUAUUAAGAAUUUUGCUUGGGAAGGGAGAGGAAAAAAAAAAUGAGUAAAUUUAUUUUCCCCCGUAUUUUUUUGCAGUAACUUUUUGCAUUUUUAAGCAUAUAAUAUCCACAAUGUUUUGU